This is a messenger RNA of Drosophila elegans, 2109 nucleotides long. It is a transcript of the gene Sol1, whose product is annotated as suppressor of lurcher protein 1. Lineage: Eukaryota; Metazoa; Arthropoda; Insecta; Diptera; Drosophilidae. The record is from RefSeq and is a predicted model, not a curated record. Gene Ontology annotation, cellular component: plasma membrane. The coding region runs from base 1 to 2088 and encodes 695 amino acids. The transcript has 7 exons.
AUGGAAUCCGGCUUCACAGUCUCAAUUUGGCCGCUGACAAUGGCGGCCGCAUCUCUGGCUUUGGCUUUGGCUUUGGGAUUAGCCGUAGCUCUGAUAGCCACCGGAAAUGGCCAUCUUCAGCAGCAAGUGGCCAACAGCAAACAGUCGCAUCUUUGGCUUGAUUGCUCCUGCCUACAUUUGAACGAGCGGAAUGCCACCCAAUGGGGCAGGUUGGCCAUUAACGCCAGCCAGGCGCUGGGCGCCAAGAACAACUGCCUGAUGGUCUUCAUUGCCGGCAUGGAUGACGAGCUGGUGGCCUUUCGGCUCGAGCAGUUGCAGCUGCGCCCCGGCUGCUUGGACAGCGUGGACGUCUUUCCCUUUCUGCGGGAGCCCGUCAUCGAGAAUGCGACACUGGCGGCGGACACCUUCUGCCAGCACAGCCGGAACCGCAGUGCCACGCCUAUUUAUAGCGCGGGUCGAUUGCUCGGGCUGCGCCUCCGCUUCCAGCAGCCGCCCACCGAAUUGGACAGCUCCAGUUGGAACUUGACCCUAAACGCUAGCUAUCGAUUUCUGAAACGGGAAAAUUUCCGGACCGAUGGGCGCUUGGUGCCGCACAGCUUCUGCGACUUCUACUUCUUCGCCAGUUUGUCCGGCGAGGAGGGCAGUCUGGGCCAGGGCUACUUCCACUCGCCCCAGUUCCCCGCCCACUAUCCGGCGCACAUCAAGUGCGCCUACAAGUUCAUCGGUCGGCCGGACACCCACGUGGAGCUGCUGUUCGAGGAGCUGCAGCUGCCGCCGGUGGCCAGCGGCGGAUGUCAGUUGGACGCACUUACUCUGUUCGACGCGGAGUCCGCCCACAUGAGCACCGUCAUCGACGUGCUCUGCUCGACCCGUCCCACCCGCCGGCUGGUGAGCAGCGGUCCCGACCUGCUGCUCGAGUUCAACGCCAGCUCCAAUCGCACGGCCAAAGGAUUCCGGGGCAAGUACAAGUUCGUGUCGAAUGAGCCGGGGAUGCCGGAGGACACGCCCCCGCCUCCAGCGGUCUUGGAGGCAGCCAGUGUGGCGGUAAUGCCGGAGAAGCUCCAGCAGCAGCAGGCCGUCGCCGCCAAGGCUAACGGUCUGCCGACGGAUGCGGAGCUGUCGAAGCCCGGACGCUCAUUUGAACAAUGCAAGCAGACGUUUGACUCACGCGUAAACAAAUCGGGCACAUUCGACUCCAAUCAGCUGUUGCUGGCAAAACACGCUCUCGGCGGCGUUUUAAUUGGCGGCUCGAGAGUCCUGCAAUGCCGUUACGAAUUUGAAGCCCAGCCGCCGGAACGGAUCCAGAUCCGAUUCCACGACUUCAACGUGCCCACGGAGCACGAGAACUCGACGGCAUGUCAGCCGGGGGAUGCUCUUCACGUGGUCACCGAGGUACGCGGCCGGUACGAGACGCAGGAGCUGCUGUGCGGCGCCUUUCUGCCCAAGCCACUGAUGUCCAAUGGAGCACGGUUGCAACUGCAGUUCGUCGGAAAGUAUCCACCCGCCAUGACCAACAAGGUUCAAUACUACGGAUUUCGGGCGGAGUACCGCUUCCUGACCAACUUUGGCAUCAUGACCGGCGUGCAACAGGAGGACUGCUCUUUCGUCUACAAUAGCAGCGAGCGUAUAAGUGGCCUCUUUCACUCCCCAAAUUUUCCUGGUUACUAUCUGGAAAACGUGGUGUGCAAUUAUUAUUUCUACGGUGCCAGUGACGAGAGAGUUGUGCUGCAUUUCACCUAUUUCGAUGUGGAAGGCAUUGGAUCUUGUGACCACCAGACUGCCAGUGACUUUAUUGAGUUUUCCAACUUCAUGAGCACGGAUCGAAAGUUCAGCAGAUACUGUGGGAGACUUCCGGAUUUCGAAAUGCGUUCCGAUGGGCGUUUCUUUCGCGUCACCUUGCAUUCAAAUGAUCGCUUUGUGGCCAUCGGAUUUCGCGCACUGUACACCUUUGAAACAAUUCCCGUGAAUAACUCUAUUGCCGAUCUGCGAGAUAAUGCCUCCAUGCAGAGCUUCGUUUCGUCAGCUUUAUCUCCGCCGGUUACUAACUUGUACAAGUUGAUUUUUUAUAUUAUGUUCUUGUACUUAUAAAAUAUACCCAUUGCAGUCAAA